This is a messenger RNA of Lindgomyces ingoldianus, 4680 nucleotides long. RefSeq lists its product as uncharacterized. The transcript has a single exon. Bases 1 to 4680 code for a protein of 1559 amino acids. NCBI's taxonomy places the organism in Eukaryota, Fungi, Ascomycota, Dothideomycetes, Pleosporales, Lindgomycetaceae. The record is from RefSeq and is a predicted model, not a curated record.
AUGCCUCUCGGAGAUCUGGAUCCGAAUGCCAGCGGACGCACUAGCCGAACGUCGAACAUGUCAACAUGCUCGAGGGGCUUGCCCAAGGGUCCUGGUCCUGGUCCUGGAGCUGGCGGCCGCUCUGAUCUGCUCUCCUCUACGGGCGUCAUGAGUAUGCUGCGAACCUCAACCGAGCUUGGAGACAUCGGAGGCUUCAGCAGUUACGACUCUACUCAGCUCCCGGGCAUCCCUCGCGCUCCUCCCCGCCGAAGUGGUGCAUCAUCAAGGAUGUCAGCAGGCUCCUCACACUCGAAUUCGUCAAAGCGGCCGUCGAGCCACCACCAAGCAUGGCCCUCUGCACCUCCUACUACGCGGCGGUCAUUAACGCGAGACAAUGUCCCGCAGUUUGUCCCUGAUACUUUGUCUCCAACCCUCAUGAACCUUCCUGGCUCUUCGCCGCUCAUCCCUCGAUCACGAAACUCGCGAGACGGAAACGGGAGGUCCCAGUCAAUGACCCACACCAGCCAGCCAGCGUUCAGAUUGUCCUCCAAUCGAUCGCUCGCGAGCCUUAGGGCUCAUGAGCAAGUCCAGCGUCCGCGCUCCCCGUACCACUACCCAGCCCGACUCCGGCGUCCUGUGUAUCGGCCAGCCUCGCCAGCAUUCAGUGAUGUUUCCGGCACCCGACCGAGACGCUCCCAUGGUCAGUCAGGACAUUCGAUGCAUUCAAGGCUCCGCAACCCGUCAGGCUCAUCAGUCCAUCGCGAAGACAGGGUUCCGAUGCAUGGUCAUCCAUAUCGCAAUAGAUCCCCGGCAUAUUUCAGCGGUCCACACCCUGACAUCCCCCCUGUUCCACCUCUUCAUCAUCACGCUCUUGUCGAGCAGGCACGUAUGGCUCAUACUCCUGCGAAGGCAUCUAUCUCAAGUCGCUCCACGAACCAGCCAACCGAUUCAGACGCUCCAUCCUCCGACGCACCUUCUCCACCAACACCGAAAGACGGCACAUCGAUGGAGGUCUUAGUCAGUCCAACCGGCACCCAAGCAUUGGUAGGUAAGAUGUCAGGACACAGGAAAGCGGAAGCGACAACUGGCCCCCUGUACUACGACGGCAGUGAGCAGUUUGAGCCUGAGCCAUACUCUGAACCGGAGGCAGAAACAGUUCCCACGGGCUUCGUCUAUCGGAUAAAGACCAUUCUUGAAGAGCGAGGGACCGCCGAAACUCCACAAAAGAAGGUUGACGCCCCAGUCGUCGAAGAGGUUGUUGAGCUUCCUGCAGCAGAGGCCAUAGGUAUUGCGGAGCUGCCCGCAUCUCCCGUUGCUCGCCGAAUCACACGAGAUAUGGUACUGGCAGCCUUGGAGCCAUCCUCAACUACUGAAGUUGCAGAUUCGUCAGCGGCGGCAUUGCAAAGCCAAAAAAAUGAAUCUAGUGAACCGGCCGCUAAAGUGGAUAGCCAGGGUGAGGGUGGCCUGGUCCUGGAAGACGCGUCAAUAGCUUCCGCUAAAAAAGAAGGAAAUAAUGGAAAGCGUAUUAGUGUCUUGUCUCAAGAUGCAUCCCAUAGGUCGACGAUGAGUGUCGUCGAUUCUUCGACCCUUGACUUCGCAGUCCAGUAUUCGAUUCCAAUGGUUACCGGGACAGAGGAUGGGAUGUCAGACCUGUUGGAUGGAUACCAGCACACUGAGUCCAAACAGGAAGCCGAGCUCGUGGAGAUGGGAUCCAUAGGAGACGAACCUGCUGAGAAGAAGAGCAAUCACACUCCCAAGUCUUCUGACGAACAGUCCUUCAAGUCCUGCACUGAUUUGCCCGAGGAACCAUAUAAGGAAGCAGACGCGAGAUCUUUCAAGACAUGCAAGGAUAUGGUCACCCCUGAACGCGCUGUGUCCAUGUCCGCGUCAAGUUUGCCUUCAAUGGGCCUAGCGAAAUCGGACCCGAAGGCGAAUAGGCCUGUGUCUGAGAUACCACUGUCGUCGCCUCCCACCGUAGUGCGCAAGCAGCCUUCAGUGCCCCCCCGUGAAUCAAGCUUUUCCAAAGCUCACUCUAGACUACGUGCAAAUUCGAAGCUUAGCUCGAGGCAUGGCUCGAGACAGGGCUCUAUGGUUGCAUCGAUAUCUUCUUCAGCCGAUAGCCCCGUGCAGCAGCCUCCUUCCGUUCCUCCCCGAGAGUCAAGCUCAUCGAAGGAAGCCCAACGUACUCAAGCUGUUGCAGACUUCUUGGUGCGUCUAUCUCGUCCUCGCAAGUUCUCUAGGGCCCAUGCUGGCUUUGGAAGGAAAGUAGCCAAAGAUGAGGGUGUUGGUCCAGCAGAUACUCUCAACAACACGGAAAAGCCGGCGUCAUCCCAGCAGGAACAUCAUGAUGUCACCACCAAGGCUGCUCCUACAAUCAUACCCGCUGAGGCUGCGGCGACCCCAGAGAAGAAAAUCACUAUCCAAGAAACGGAGUCAAAGCGUCAGACUCCUGCUUCAAACCCAGAAAAGGAGGAUCUUGUGUCAAGGGUUACCCCCGCAAAGAGCUUGGACAUGCCCAGUGUCCACGUUGUGCACCAGCACGCAUUGAGCACACCGUCUCCAGUCCUUCCCGAGCCAUCAUCCAUAUGCUCGCCUGAUGAGGUCAAUUCUUCCAAGUCUCGUGCAAAGUCGUCGCCAGGUAUAUUGUCGAACUCCCCGGUACAGGGUCAUCGCAACAGCCAGAGCACCACUCAUUUAGUCUGGCACGGCCGCAAGUCUUUAAGCCAUGCCAAUGCGAAUACCCCCGAGUUUCGAUCCAAUCAGGGCAAUAGCCAAGAGGAAACGACCACAGAUCUAAGGUUAUCCGCGUACCGGUAUCCGCUGAAUUAUCUUCCUGACCUCAAGGAGGAGUCUCACGAGGAUUCGAGUAUCAAUACUAGCGCCAGCAAUCUAAAGCACUCCAACUUUAGGUUCCCCCUCGGCCACCAACCUAGUGUGAGGGUAUCUGGUGAUGAAGUCGUUACGUUUGGGAAGAAACCGCCUGAGAAGUCCCCGCGAAACAGUGGCUUGGCUCAAUCGCGUGGUCUCCCUUCAAUGAACUUCAGUCGCAUGGACCUGAUUGCUAAGCUGAACGAAGCUCUUGACAUGCGUUCUUCAAGGUCGUUGGACGGCCGUCCGGAGAAUCUUCCCGAAUUAGCGCGUCCGAGCCCAUUGCGACCGUCGUCGGCUGGAGAGAUUCGCGAGAAAUAUAGGAGCUUCUUUGCUAGCCUAGAUGAGCUUGAGAAGGCCGGGGGGGGAAACCAAACUAGCUCUAUUCUCGAUAUGAUGCCUCUGAAGCGGCCAUACUCCCCCGAACAGCUUAUGGCGGAGAUUGACCGGCUGACGAUUCCGUCUGUCGGUGGCCUCACACAACGGCUAUCUGAGUUCCUACCGUCGCUCAAGGAAUUCCUCAAGUUCGGCGACAAGGAGGAGUUUGUUGCGGAGGAGGAGAUCAUGGAGCAUGCGCUGGAAGAGCUCAAUGAAGUCGGCGGGCCUGCUCCUAAGCGAUCUUCUGCUCGAUUGCGGCCCAUGCCAGGGUCUCCGAACUUAGUUGUGGUUGCUGAUGGCCUGUAUGAAGAACUGACCGGGAAGGAGACAGAAAAUAGUAAGGUUGUUGCUCAUGUUAAUGAGGAGGCCGAAGAGGGUGCUGGUGAAUCUGUCACCGCGAAAACCAACAGCACACUCGACGCGGGGGCACGUGAGAGAACCCCUUUAGCAGAACUUGAAGCCCCAUCCGCCGUCGUUCUGCGCACUCGCUCCCUAUCUCUUGGCCACCAGGAUCUCCGACCUUCCCUCGAGUCUCGAAUCUCGACGAGGAGGUCACUGCGAUCCCUAGGGAGUACACCAACUGCUACAGAGACACGCCCGUGGAAUAGCGACAAGAAUUACCCGUGGGCGGCAGCGAUACCUUAUAUCGAUAUCUCUCUGCCCGCGCCGACCAUUAUCAAGCACUCGCCGCGCCCAGGCUGCUCUCCUCUGCGCACUCGCCCCUCACACUCCUCUGAUAACACUACUGUACCCUUUGACCAGCAGCCGACAUCCCCGGCAUCAGACAAGAUGACAGUGCCCGGUUCAGACGAUCCUUACAUGCAUGCGCGCCGACAGAGUCGCCGAAUGAGUUUCUUCUCGUCGAGCAAGCGGCCAGUUAAUGCUCUAGUGUCGGGCUUCGACGCCAGUGGCCACCCUGUGGGUCCCCGUCACGUGCGACAUGUAGAUCAACAACAUGAAGCCGGCGAGCGCUACCCGACACAACCACCAACACCCCCUCAUCGCCUUCACAUUGAUCCCGACGCCCAAUCGCACUUCUCUGACGAUUCCGAGGAAGAGCCGCCACCUACUUCUCGCAAACGCAAGUUUGCAGCCUUGAAGUCGCGUCUGGGCCAGUCUUCUCGCCCUGACGACAACCUUGCGAGCUAUACAUCCUCCUCUCUGCAAGACCCAGCCACUGAGGCUGAGGCUUUCACUACUCGUCGCCAGACAUAUCGUGGUGCGAGUGGUAUGACUCCGCGACAAUUCCAACGCCGUUCUUUCGCCGAGAAAGUGCGGAAGCUUUGGCAUAAGUCUACGGAAUACUGCGUCGAGGUCUUCCGUACAGUCUCUCGACGCAAGCGCCAACCACAGACUCAGUAUCCAGAGGUCGAAGGUACUUCAGUCACUGACCGUCGAGACCUCGACGGUCGUCGCUACGCUUACCUAGACGAUCGCGCGGUUACCGGCUACUAG